CGUCAGUUGCUAAUUGAUUCUGUGCAAAAUGACUGACAUGGAGAAAUAUGAACGUAAAGAAAGCAAAUGGGAGAAAAGGAAAUAUUUCUUAAGACAGAUGACAAUCAGCAGUGGAGGUUGGACCUGCUACUUCAUCAUGGGCAUGUCCUUCGGCGCUUCCACAGUCUUCAUCCCACAGAUCAGGAAGGAGGCCAACUCCGAUGAUGCCAUCAGUGAAUCUACUGCUUCUUGGAUACCUGCCAUUAUGGUCUACUCCGGCUUACCUUGGACGUGCAUCUUACCAAUCUUCAUGAAGUACAUCGGACGAAAAUACACCUUCAUGUUCGUCUCAGUCAGCAACUUGAUAAGUUUCAUCGUGUUUUACUUCAGUGUCACAGUCAAUCAGAUCAUCAUCAGCCAAGUGAUUAAUGGGAUCAAUACAGGAUCCCACUUCACUGUGUCAGUCAUGAUCAUCACUGAGUACACCUCACCCAAGCAUAGAGGAUUUUUCUUGACUGUGAAAUCUGCUACUCUUUUCUGGGGUAUUUUAAUGUCUAAUGCUAUUGGGACAUUCUUCCAUUGGAGGAACAUUGGUCUAGCUGGUAUCAUCUGCAGUGCUUAUGGCCUGUUGAUAGCAAUUGUACUCCCUGAAUCUCCAUUUUGGUUGGCAACUAAACAGCGCUUCGAAAGGGCUGCCGAUACACAUAGAUGGAUGAUGGGAUUCGGCAAGCAAGCAGAAACAGACUUAGAAAAAUUAAUUAACUACCAAAAGAAUCUCAAUUUAGAAGCACAGCAGAACAAGUUAAAUUUGAAAGGAUACAUUAUCGGGUACUUAAAGAUAAUAUCCAAAAGACAGUUUUACAAGCCCUUGGUUUUGUGUCUGAUUGUGCAUUCUCUUUAUAUAUUCUCUGGUAAAGUAGUAUUUAGUGUGUAUGCUAUAGAUAUUAUUAGUAAAAUUACAGCUGGGCACCACAUAUCGCCUUACACUGCUAUGUUGCUUCUAGAUGGUGUCACUGUACUAUGUAUGUAUAUUGGAUGUUUAGUAGCUAAAGUAUUGCCACGAAAGAAACUGUUAAUCGGCUCAUCUUUAGUAGGCAUUGGUUUUCUUUUAUCAAUAUCCUGUUACGCAUACUUGAUUAAGUUGUCAUUAGUAGUAGAGAACAAUUACUUUGCUAUAUUCUUGCUUAUAGGAUAUUCAAUAGGAUUGUGUUUUGGACCUGUUAUAUUGACACAAACAAUAUCUGGUGAAUUAGUUUCUAUAGAAGCUCGUGGACUUUCAUCAUGUUGUAUGGAUUUAUCGUCUAAAGUAUUAUUAGGUACUUUAGUUAAAAUAUCUCCUUUCUUAUUCAAAUCCUGGGGUACACAUGGUGCUUUCUUAUUCUUCGGUCUAGCGACGUCAUUCUUCUUGGUUUUGAUUUACGUAUUUUUACCUGAAACUAAAGACAUGACAUUGCAAGAAAUUGCCGAAUGGAUGAAGGGAACUAAGAGGACUCCUGUCAUUGUACAAGAAGAAAUGAUUUUUUUACCUAAAGAGAAGAAAUAGGAAUUCAAAUGUUAAGAGUUUGGGAACUAGUCACUUUCACUACAACUAAAGCCAGAAGGUUGUAAUAGAAACUAGAUUGAUGUGCAAUAAUGUGCCUUAAUGUACUAUAAAGUUGAUGGUAUUUUGGAAAAUGUACCAUGUAUGUGAUUAGCAGCAGUUAAUCUAAUCGAUAUCAGCUAGUCUGCAGUUAAAUUAUAAUUACUAAUUGUGUCACGUGUUUUUGUCUUUGUUUUCGUAUUGAUAAGAUAUUGUUCUCUGUUGUAAUUUAUAAGGAAAUAAAUCAAG
Spodoptera litura is the source of this 1807-nucleotide messenger RNA. Its product is annotated as trehalose transporter 1-like protein. Gene Ontology annotation, molecular function: transmembrane transporter activity. Gene Ontology annotation, biological process: transmembrane transport. Gene Ontology annotation, cellular component: membrane. The record is from RefSeq and is a predicted model, not a curated record. Lineage: Eukaryota; Metazoa; Arthropoda; Insecta; Lepidoptera; Noctuidae.